AUGACAAAAACUUGUAAAAAUCUCGAAUGUGUUAUUUGUUGUGAUCAAAAAGACAAUAUAUUGAAUAUGACAAUUCAAUGUACUCAUGAACCAUCAACUUGUCAAGAUUGUAUUAAUAAAUAUGUGAACAAUCAAUUAAGCAAAAAAAAUAUAUUGAUCAAAUGCCUCGUUGAUGAAUGUGAUAGUACAAUGGAAUAUCAGGAUGUUAAACGUGUUGUUUCUAAUGAACUUUUUCUCAAAUUUGAUGAUGUUUGUUUAAAACUUGCUCUUCAAUCAGAACCUGGUUUUCGUUGGUGUCAAGGCAGAUCUGAAUGUGGCUCUGGACAAAUUCACAUUGGAGGAGGCAUGUAG
Molecule: messenger RNA, 351 nt
Organism: Dentiscutata heterogama
Lineage: Eukaryota; Fungi; Glomeromycota; Glomeromycetes; Diversisporales; Gigasporaceae
Source: the annotation of a GenBank genome assembly